Messenger RNA from Pocillopora meandrina, 1483 nucleotides. Lineage: Eukaryota; Metazoa; Cnidaria; Anthozoa; Scleractinia; Pocilloporidae. The record is from the annotation of a GenBank genome assembly.
AUUUAUCGGAUAUGUCCGGUUCAUCGUGCCAAGUUAGAUUUAGGUUGGCGAAGGACGGGUAAUCUUUGCACCAUCCCGGAAGUUGUUUCUGGUCACUGCAAGGAGGGGGCAGGAGAGAGGAGGAUGUAGAUUGGAUGGGUGGCCAACCCUCUCCAUUGUGUAUCUGCAGAAGUAAGAAAAUUAAUUUGUACAUCAAAACCUAAAUACGUUAUAUUACACCAUUUAAAAUCUAAAAAAGCAUGUGUCGAGGACUGUUAAAUUACUUGUCCUAUGAUAUGUGUCCAUGGCAGCCGAAAUUAGACAGCUCUUAAUUAGAAUUUCGUUAAUUUAAAGUUUAACUGGAAAACUUGGUAACCAGAGUCGGAAGCAGGGUUCGUGAAUGAUAUAAGGAAGUCAUAGGUGUUUUAACACUAACUUUACUAGAAAUGUCGAACUGGCUCACGAAUCGUGGGCGAAUCUUUUGUUCAUUGUUUAUAGAAAAUAUUUUAACUUUUUCGCACUACAGGUCGAUCAUGAAGCUGACACUGAUAUUUCCCUUCCUGUACCGAUCACUGAUACUGAAUGCAAAGAAGGUAGAUCUAAACGAGAGAGCCUUUACGUGCCAGACGAAGAUUCGCAAGAAAGCGAAGAUGACAUAAACUAUGUGCAAGGUGAAUCCCUGAAACAACUCAAUCGCUUUCUACAGCUUCGUGACACCAGCCCAGUCCGCCAUGUACUAUCAGUACCAUUGAAUGUAGCUCAAAGCCGUACUAAACGCCGUUAUUUGAGAAAAGCUGAACAGUGUGCUUCAGCAGUAAUGGAAGUCCUUGCUCCUGAAGAUUCGAAUUGCUUGUGGAGGGAAUUAUGUGAGCGCGAAGUGAAUCGAAGAACAACUGGCGGGAAAAGUUGUAAGGAAGUGGAGCUUCUUCAAGCGUUUGCCGAGAGUUAUUUGAACGCUCAACACUGGAGUACCCGUCGGCAAAUACUCUCAAUCCUGGCUGACAAGUUGUCUUUCAAAGAGGUGCAAGAAUUUAUCCCAACCCUGACAAGUUACCGCUUUGACAUAGCACGACACCACACCCUGCUUCAUGGAAGAGCAGAACAGAUUCCUCGCCAAGAAAACAGGAGAAUGAAAGUUGACCAAGGAAAAUUGGAAGAUUUCAUUUCAAUUAUCACAAGUUCACAUGUGAUUCAAGAUGUUCCAUUUGGCGAAAGGCUUUUGAAGUUAUCAACCGGUGAGGUUAUUAAAACACCAAAUGUAAUCAGAAUGAUGAUUCCGGAGCGUAUUGUUCAACAGUACCAACAAUAUUGCAGUGAAAGAGGUUUUGAGCCCAUGAGCAGGCGAACACUGCAUAGAGUGCUAGAUGAGUGUUCUGCGUCUGUUAGGAAGUCUUUUCAAGGACUUGAUAACUUUUCAUCUCAAGGAGCAGAAGCAUUUGAUGACCUGGACAAAGUGGUCGAUAAACUGGUUGAUUGUGGAAAAACAGAAGUGUGGGCCAGGGAA